Diaporthe batatas is the source of this 1703-nucleotide messenger RNA. RefSeq names its product translation initiation factor eIF2 subunit beta. Bases 699 to 1613 code for a protein of 304 amino acids. Lineage: Eukaryota; Fungi; Ascomycota; Sordariomycetes; Diaporthales; Diaporthaceae. Gene Ontology annotation, molecular function: translation initiation factor binding; mRNA binding; translation initiation factor activity. Gene Ontology annotation, cellular component: eukaryotic translation initiation factor 2 complex. The transcript has 5 exons. The record is from RefSeq and is a predicted model, not a curated record. Gene Ontology annotation, biological process: formation of cytoplasmic translation initiation complex; translational initiation; formation of translation preinitiation complex.
GAUUGGAAAAAUGGCGAGCGAGGUACGUUCCGAUAGCUAUUCCGCAUAGCGGGCGAGAGAACGGCGGCUUCCCCUCCCUUUGCCUGCACCUUCUGCCUAGGCUUUGCUUGCACUGCAUAACUGCUCGAGUCGAGGCAGCUUUUCCCGAGCCCACCACGUCUUGUUCCUCGCGGGGAAGAAGCUCAGACUCUGCCUCUGGCUCAAAGCUCAAAGCUCUCUCUCUGGCUCAGGCACUUCGACAAAGAGGAGUGCACGAGAGUGCCCACCCACACUAGCCACUUGCAUCGCAGCAAAUAGCAGCGAAGCUGGCCCCUACUAGAGGCUCCCCCUGCUCCAGGCCAGACCAGACAGACUCCAGCUCCGGGUAGCCCUGGCCACCCCUGCCCAGUCGCUUGCCUAGCCCCGCCAAAAAAAGCAGGCCGUUGCGGUUGACUCACUCCACACAUCAUCAACACCUGUCGUCUUUCACCCGACUACCCUACCCUUUGACUGCGUCUUUGCAGCACAAACUGGUCGCCCUUGUCCUCUCCCUGCCUCUUAUCGUCAACGAGCCAGACUCGAAUCGAAAAUCUCCACCCGUUCCCGUACUAAACAUCCGCCUGCAGGACCAGCCCCCCUCGCGAAGAGGAUCGCGUACUAAAUCCGUCGCAUUCACCGAAGAGAAACUCGUCGUCAGUGCCGACGGCAGCGUUGAAAUCAUGGCUACUCCAAACGAGGAGAAGGACACCGCCUUGUCUCACAGUCCGUCUACCGAGCCACUAUCAGAAGCCCUCGCGUCGACUAAUCCCUCCGCAGCUACCGCCCCCGCCGAGACCGAGACCCCUCCCCCCGAGGCUGGUGACGAUGGUCUUGACCUCGGUCUGAUGAAGAAGAAGAAGAAGAAGGUCAAGAUCGCCGACGACGCAGAGCCCGCUGCAGAUGACGCUGCUGGUGAAGGCGAGGCCGCGCUUGACCUGGGAAUCAAGAAGAAGAAGAAGAAGAAGGCGGCCCCCAAGGAUGGCGAUGACGACUUCGCGGCCAAGCUUGCUGCCCUGGACCUCGACAAGGAGAGUGGCGAGGCUGCCGGCGAAGAGCAAGCCCAGGAGGGUGACAUGAAGCAAGGAACCGGUAUCUGGACCCACGAUGAGACAGCGCCGAUCAAAUACGACCUCCUCCUGAGCCGAUUCUUCAGCCUUCUCUCCGAGAAGAACCCCGACCACGCCACCGGAGCUGCCAAGAGCUACAAGAUCCCACCGCCCCAGUGCAUGCGUGAAGGCAACAAGAAGACCAUCUUCGCCAACCUUCCAGAGAUCUGCAAGCGCAUGAAGCGGUCCGAGGAGCACGUCACCACAUUCCUGUUCGCCGAACUGGGCACGAGCGGCUCUACCGCUGGUACCGGAGGUCUGGUCAUCAAGGGUCGUUUCCAGGCGAAGCAGCUGGAGAACGUGCUGCGGAAGUACAUCAUCGAGUACGUGUCGUGCAAGACGUGCCGGUCGCCCGACACGGAGCUGAGCAAGGGAGAGAACCGUCUGUCAUUCGUCACCUGCAACUCGUGUGGAUCCAGGCGGUCCGUUGCUGCCAUCAAGACUGGUUUCUCUGCCCAGAUCGGCAAGAGAAGGAAGAUGCGGGCGUAGUUUGGUCAUUUGCUCGCUGGCUGUACACUUUUCUCAGAUGCUACAUAGAGGCCAUGAAGUAAUGCCGACAAAAUUUUACGUCUCUUUGAA